CAGCAGAAACCAAGUAACAACAGCCCUUGGAGAAGGGUUAAGGUUUUCUUGACCACUACGGUGACAAAGACCUUAAGAAAGUUGGUACUUCUGGCCUACGCUGCCAUCAUCCUACCAUCCAGCCCAAGACGGCCCAGUCUGGACAUUAGUGCCUCCCUCUUUAUUCUUCUGAGAUCAUCCAGAUCCGCACGUGACUGUUUCUUUUCAAAUUUCACAAAUCCAGCCCUCAGAUCUUCAUAUCCUGGUUCUCAGUCUCCCUUGAAGGACAGUGACUCGUUACCAACGCAACAGCAGAGACUGCCAUCUCCAUCUCCAGCAGAUUGCCAGUUAGCCCGUGACAUUGCCUCCUCGUUUGUCUCCCUUUGUGGCUUCCUAAAUGCCCAUCUUGUUGGCCUGGGUUCAGCUGGUGGUAUGGAGGGGUGCUGCCUAGCACUGACCUGGGAGUUUGAGUGACCCACUGACCCAAUGGACAUCAAAGGCCAGUUCUGGAACGAUGAUGAUUCGGAAGGAGAAAAUGAAUCAGAGGAGUUUCUCUAUGGAGUUCAGGGGAGCUGUGCAGCUGACCUAUACCGACACCCACAGCUUGAUGCAGACAUAGAAGCCGUGAAGGAGAUCUACAGUGAGAACUCUGUGUCCAUCAGAGAAUAUGGAACCAUCGAUGACGUGGACAUUGACCUCCACAUCAACAUCAGCUUCCUCGAUGAGGAAGUCUCUACCGCCUGGAAGGUCCUCCGGACAGAACCUAUUGUAUUAAGAUUGCGAUUCUCUCUCUCCCAGUACCUUGAUGGACCAGAACCGUCAAUUGAGGUUUUCCAGCCGUCGAAUAAGGAAGGGUUUGGGCUAGGUCUUCAGUUGAAAAAGAUCCUGGGAAUGUUCACAUCCCAACAAUGGAAACACCUCAGCAACGAUUUCUUGAAGACCCAGCAGGAGAAGAGGCACAGUUGGUUCAAGGCAAGUGGUACCAUCAAGAAGUUCCGAGCUGGCCUCAGCAUCUUCUCACCCAUCCCCAAGUCUCCCAGUUUCCCUAUCAUACAGGACUCCAUGCUGAAAGGCAAACUGGGGGUACCAGAGCUUCGGGUUGGGCGUCUCAUGAACCGCUCUAUCUCCUGCACCAUGAAGAACCCCAAAGUGGAGGUGUUUGGUUACCCUCCCAGCCCCCAGGCAGGUCUCCUGUGCCCUCAGCACGUGGGCCUCCCUCCCCCAGCACGGACCUCUCCUUUGGUCAGUGGUCACUGCAAGAACAUUCCCACUCUGGAGUAUGGAUUCCUCGUUCAGAUCAUGAAGUAUGCAGAGCAGAGGAUUCCGACCUUGAAUGAGUAUUGUGUGGUGUGUGAUGAGCAGCACGUCUUCCAGAAUGGUUCCAUGCUAAAGCCAGCCGUCUGUACUCGUGAACUCUGUGUUUUCUCCUUCUACACUCUGGGAGUCAUGUCGGGAGCUGCAGAGGAGGUGGCCACUGGAGCAGAGGUGGUAGAUCUGCUGGUGGCCAUGUGCAGGGCAGCUUUAGAGUCCCCUAGAAAGAGCAUCAUCUUUGAGCCUUAUCCAUCCGUGGUGGACCCCACUGAUCCCAAGACUCUGGCCUUUAACCCUAAGAAGAAGAAUUAUGAGCGACUUCAGAAAGCUCUGGAUAGUGUGAUGUCUAUCCGGGAGAUGACCCAGGGCUCCUAUUUGGAAAUCAAGAAGCAGAUGGACAAGCUGGAUCCCCUGGCCCAUCCUCUUCUGCAGUGGAUCAUCUCUAGCAACAGGUCACACAUUGUCAAACUACCUCUCAGCAGGCUGAAGUUCAUGCACACCUCACACCAGUUCCUCCUGCUGAGCAGCCCUCCUGCCAAGGAGGCUCGGUUCCGGACCGCCAAGAAGCUCUAUGGCAGCACCUUUGCCUUCCAUGGGUCCCACAUUGAGAACUGGCAUUCGAUCCUGCGUAAUGGGCUGGUCAAUGCAUCCUACACCAAACUGCAGCUGCAUGGAGCAGCCUAUGGCAAAGGCAUCUACCUGAGCCCCAUCUCCAGUAUUUCCUUUGGAUACUCAGGAAUGGGAAAAGGACAGCACAGGAUGCCCUCCAAGGAUGAGCUGGUCCAGAGAUACAACAGGAUGAAUACCAUCCCCCAGACCCGAUCCAUUCAGUCCAGGUUCCUGCAGAGUCGGAAUCUAAACUGUAUAGCACUUUGCGAAGUGAUUACAUCUAAGGACCUCCAGAAGCAUGGCAACAUCUGGGUCUGCCCUGUGUCCGACCAUGUCUGCACACGGUUCUUCUUUGUAUAUGAAGAUGGUCAGGUGGGCGAUGCCAACAUUAAUACUCAGGACCCUAAGAUACAGAAGGAAAUCAUGCGUGUGAUCGGAACUCAGGUUUACACAAACUGAGGGGGCCCCAGCCCUCGUGCCACCCUGUUCCCCCAGGAUCCAUCUGCCCUUAUGGAAGGGCUCUCAAGAGCAGUAGGUGAGGCUGCCCUGAGGAAUCGAGGGGCCAUUACCAAGGGACAGGAAAAGGAUAGAAGAGGUGGCCUCAUGGUUGAGACUGACACAGGAGCCACUCCACAUGGAUGGCCCAGACUGACCCCAACCCUGGUUCUCCCAGUUGACAUCACCCUGUUUGUAAAUAAAACAAUAAAAUGGAAGGUGCUGUGGAUUGGA
Molecule: messenger RNA, 2628 nt
Organism: Chrysochloris asiatica (Cape golden mole)
Lineage: Eukaryota; Metazoa; Chordata; Mammalia; Afrosoricida; Chrysochloridae
Gene: PARP6
Product: poly (ADP-ribose) polymerase family, member 6
Exons: 23
Coding region: 466-2358 (630 amino acids)
Biological process (GO): endoplasmic reticulum unfolded protein response
Cellular component (GO): intracellular anatomical structure; endoplasmic reticulum tubular network; nuclear envelope
Molecular function (GO): protein serine/threonine kinase activator activity; kinase binding; NAD+ poly-ADP-ribosyltransferase activity
Source: RefSeq, a predicted model, not a curated record